Messenger RNA from Pogoniulus pusillus (Red-fronted tinkerbird), 2386 nucleotides. It is a transcript of the gene ZDHHC21, whose product is annotated as zinc finger DHHC-type palmitoyltransferase 21. Gene Ontology annotation, molecular function: protein-cysteine S-palmitoyltransferase activity. Gene Ontology annotation, cellular component: Golgi apparatus; endoplasmic reticulum. Bases 112 to 936 code for a protein of 274 amino acids. NCBI's taxonomy places the organism in Eukaryota, Metazoa, Chordata, Aves, Piciformes, Lybiidae. Gene Ontology annotation, biological process: peptidyl-L-cysteine S-palmitoylation; protein targeting to membrane. The record is from RefSeq and is a predicted model, not a curated record. The transcript is spliced from 8 exons.
GAUGAUGAUGAUGAUGAAAUAUCUCCCUUUCUUAAUAAUGGAGAUUUUUUUUUGCGUCGUUUGAACUUAAUUGUGGAACUUGCCAUCAAAGGAUAAGACUUUUCCUGGAUUAUGCAGAUUAUUACCUGUUUGUGCUCGAUGGGAAGACAAAUUCACUUUGUGGUUGACCCUCAGGGUUGGUUGUGCAUGGGCCUGAUUAUCUUUAUCUGGCUAUACAAUACAAUCUUAAUUCCAAAAGUCAUCCUUUUUCCUCACUAUGAAGAGGGACAUAUUUCAGUUGUGGCAAUUUUGUCUUAUUAUUUCUGCUCAUUGUUUUGCAUAGCUUCAUUACUAAGAGCCUCAGUAGCUGAUCCAGGAAAGUUACCUGAAAACCCAAAGAUACCAAUUACAGAACGAGAAUAUUGGGAAUUGUGUAACAAAUGCAAUAUGAUGAGACCAAAGCGUUCACACCAUUGCAGUCGUUGUGGGCAUUGUGUGAGGAGAAUGGAUCACCACUGUCCAUGGAUUAAUAAUUGCGUUGGUGAAGACAACCAUUGGCUAUUUUUACAGCUGUGUUUCUAUACUCAGAUACUUAGUUCUUAUACACUGAUACUUGAUUUUUGCCAUUACUACUACUUUUUGCCUCUGGAAAAAGAAAAUGGGGAUGUUUUUGUAUUUAGACAUGAACUUGCAAUCCUAAGAAUAUCUGCCUUCAUGGGUCUAAUAGUAUUAGGUGGAAUCAGUGGCCUCUUUUACACUCAGCUAAUGGGUAUUUUCACUGACACUACGAGUAUAGAAAAAAUGUCAAACUGUUGCGAAGAUAUAUCAAGGCCCCGAAAGCCAUGGCAGCAGACCUUCUCAGAAGUUUUUGGCACUCAGUGGAAGAUCCUGUGGUUUAUUCCUUUCAGGCAGAGACAACCUCCACGAAUUCCCUACCACUUUGCCAAUCAUGUCUAAACAAACGGAUGAUCAUCACGGAUGGGUCCUCCACAGGGGAAGUGCACUACAGGUUUUGUGAUAAUAAGACUGUGACAGCCUUCAAGACAAUUAAAAUGCAUCCACCAGUUGUAGGCAUCACAGUGUCCCUUAGGCUUUUUUUUAAUAGUGAUCACGAUCCUGUUCCAAGAUUAAUAAAAAUUGCAUAGGCUCACACAAUCAUUAAGGUUGGAAGAUUCCUUUUAGAUCAUUGAAUCCAACUGUUUCAGAUUAGCUUUUCAAAGGAAUUUCUUUCAUCCUUGAGAUUAAUACCAAACCAAAUGAUUGGAAUGCAGACUUAAUCUUUUUGUUUGUUACUGCCUCUUUUGAUUUGCUUGUUUGUUUGGUAGGAAACACUGAAGUUUACAUUGGUUGUUAGCUUUUCCACUAAGUGUCUUAUUCUGCCUUGAACUUUUUUAGUGUUUUUAUUAGAAGAUCUACCUAGAAAAUAUCCAUGCCUUUUUUUGGUAUGUAUGUUUAAAAUUUCCUGACACUGCCAUUUAUUUAUGGUAUGCAAUAGUAAUCCUACAGCAUCACACUAUAAAAGGUAACAUUUAAAACAGAUAGACUUCUUCCUAAAGCUUUCUUGGAGAAGUUUUUAUAAAUGCACAUAAAUUGAUGUAUUUCUAUAGAAAGAAUGUUACGUAUCACAGUUACCUUUCUGCAUAGAUAAAAUCUAACUCAGAAAAUUCCUGUCUUUCUGUCAACAAAUGUAAUUAAAUAUUCCAGGGUGAAAUGUGCAGAUGGAAAGCAUAUAUUCCCUAUAUCCUAAGGAGUUCUCUGCAAUAAUUCAACAAUGUUGUAUGGCGUAAAUACUAGAAUGAUUACCUUUUUAAAACAUAGAUUUGAUUAGUUAGCAUAAUGUACCCUGAAGAAGAGUGUAUUGUCAAUAAAGUUAUAAAUUUUGUAUUUAAUUUUGUUUAGUCAUGAUUGGCUGUAAUUGAAGGAAGUGUUUGUAUAUUGGAAAUAUAUGUGAAAAUAUUUUAAAGUAUUUAUACAUAAAUACAGAUAUUUGCUACUAUGCUGUAUAGUGAAAUAUAUUAACUGUGCCUUGUGAGCACUUUAAGUAUGGAAGUAGUUAACCAAAGAAAGCAUCCUUACAUUUGCAACUGAUAAAAUAACAACAAAUCUCAAAGCACAAGCUCAGCUCUGCUGUAUCUGGAAGAAUUAUGUAAUUUACUGUAGCCCUCUGUGUGUGUGAGUGUGUGUUUACACACACACGCACACCCCCCCCACCCUGGUAUACAAAUAUCAGCAUGAGAUGGUUUUUGAAAUUUCUGUGACUUUUCAGGACAAAAUUCACAGCUUUAAUUGUUUCAGUUAUGCUGCUUACUGUGUUUGUUGUCCAGUCUAACAGGACCGGGAUCCAACUUAAAUGAUAGCCAUGCAACAGGAUAAUAAAAAGCAUCUAAUCAGGAUGCAAUACAUGUAA